UGCUCCCCAGAAAGGAGGGAGAACACUGAGAUGGACCACUUCCGGGCCACAGUACUAAGCGGGCCGGAGGAAGCUGCGGGUACCUGUGGUGGGGAGGGAGGUUGUGCCGGUAGCCACUUCUCCCCAGCGGCUCUGGCGGUUUCCCCGGCACUCCCGCGGCACUGAGUUUCCUAUACUUGUGACAUAGUGCAAACGCGAGGAGGAACGGACACAGCAUUGGUUAGUUGUGGCCUAAACCUCAUCCCGCGGACAUGGCUAACAAAGGAAACAAAAAACGCCGGCAGUUUUCUUUGGAGGAAAAAAUGAAAGUAGUAGAAGCAGUGGAUUCUGGCAAGCGAAAAGGAGAUGUGGCAAAGGAAUUUGGCAUCACUCCUUCUACAUUAUCCACAUUCUUAAAAGAUCGUGCUAAAUUUGAAGAAAAGGUAAGGGAAGCAUCAGUGGGACCACAACGAAAAAGAAUGCGUAAUGCCCUCUAUGAUGACAUUGACAAGGCUGUGUUUGCUUGGUUUCAGGAAGUUCAUGCAAAAAACAUUCUUGUAAGUGGAUCAGUGAUUCGAAAAAAAGCAUUAAAUUUGGCAAAUAUGCUAGGCUAUGACAAUUUUCAAGCAAGCGUUGGCUGGCUUAAUAGAUUUCGUGAUCGACAUGGAAUUGCUUUAAAAGCAAUCUGCAGGGAGGAUAAUGAUAAGUUAAUGAAUGGUAUAGGAAUAGAUAAGGUUAAUGAAUGGCAUGCUGGUGAAAUUAUAAAGCUGAUUGCUGACUACAGCCCAGAUGAUAUUUUUAAUGCUGAUGAAACAGGCAUGUUUUUCCAGUUGUUGCCACAACAUACGCUUGCUGCUAAAGGUGAUUGCUGCAGAGGAGGUAAGAAGGCCAGACAACGAUUGACCGCACUUUUUUGUUGCAAUGCAUCAGGAACUGAAAAAAUGAGACCACUGAUUGUUGGUAAAUCAGCUACACCACGAUGCUUCAAGAAUGUGCAUUCACUUCCUUGUGAUUACCGUGCCAACCAGCGGGCAUGGAUGACUCGAGAUCUGUUUAAUGAGUGGCUCAUAAAAGUUGAUGCAAAGAUGAAACAAGCAGAACGCAGAAUCCUCAUGUUGAUCGACAACUGUUCUGCACACAACAUGCUUCCACGUCUAGAAAGAAUUCAAGUUGGCUAUCUCCCAUCAAACUGCACAGCUGUUUUACAGCCACUGAAUCUUGGUGUAAUUCACACCAUGAAAGUUUUAUACAGGAGUCGACUCUUGAAGCAGAUUCUUCUCAACCUCAACAACAAUGAGGAAAAAGAAAAGCUCAACAUUAAACAGGCCAUUGACAUGAUAGCUGGGGCAUGGUGGUCUGUUAAACAAUCCACAGUAGUGAAGUGCUGGCAAAAAGCAGGCAUCAUUCCAAUGGAAUUUACUGACACUGAUCCAGAAGAAGAUGAUGAACCAGAUAUAGCAAUGGAAAAAUUAUGGAAUUCGGUUGCUAUUGCCACAUGUGUUCCAAACGAGGUCACUUUUGAGGACUUUGUAACUGCUGACAAUGAUUUACUUGUAUCUCGUGAGUUAACAGAUGUGGACAUUGUCGAAAGCAUGAUGACUGGUACAAACCCUGAAGAAGGUGAAAGUGAGAGUGAGGAUGAUGAAGGUGUCUCUUUGCUGGAGCAGCCAAAACUAACCAUUGCAGAAGCUAUCUCAAGCGUAGAAAAACUCAGGCAGUUCCUUUCGACUUGUACAGAUGUUCCUGAUGCAGUCUUUGGACAGCUAAAUGGCAUAGAUGAAUAUUUAAUGACAAGUGUAACACAUACUCUGGUGGAAUCCAAAAUUACAGAUUUUCUCCAAACAAAAUAAAAUGGGAAAAUUACUUCAUCUUUGUGUUGGAGGGUGUAGUUAACAUGACUAAAGAAUGUUCCUUUCAGAUUUUGAACUUAUGUCAAGCAAUAUUAUUACAUUGACAUUCCAAUACUGUGAAAUGAUUUAGACACUUGAAGCUUUCUGUAAUGGGAUUUGGUCUGUGAUAUAUUUGACUGCUACCUGUAUUAUCUCUUAAUUCACUGUGGAAAGAUUAACCAUAUUACAGAUUAUCCUUGAGACCUGCAGCUAGCUUCUUCCUAAUGUCUAGCUGGAUCGCAGAAUUUUUCCUCCAGUUUACAAUCCAUUUUGCUCUAAAGACAGUAUCUAGUAUUGCCCAGCUUUGUUACAUUCCCCUUCAUAGGACCAAUUAGGACCAAUUAGCUUUACAUAGCAUUACAAUUCUUCCUCUAUUCCGAUGAAUUGUCCUGGUGCAGGUGCGGCUCUCCUCUACUUCCUACUUUUCUUAUCCUCUAUAACCAAACCCUUCCCAUCCUAUCCCCAUAAGAGAGUAAUUUGAUGGAAGUACUUCCUGUGGAAAUUGCUUAAGCAGGUAACAUGUUUCCUAGCCUUUUAGAGAUGAACAACUUGGGUUUGUCACUAAUAGGGAGAUGAGAUAGGAGGGAUUUAGAACAUGUUUUCUUCGAAGAGUAGGCAUAGGAGGUAGUUGAAGUUUAUGGAGUGAUCCUAUAGUAAGGGACCACAGAGAUCAGAGAGAAUAGAGGAGCAGCCCCAUAGAAAUAUUAGAGUGAGGUUUUCUGAUGUUCAUUUCCUAUACUUCUGACCAGGAUUGGAGGGUUAAAAGAGAUUCAGAUGUGAAAAUGUGCAUGUGAAUGGAACAAAUUUUGGGAUCUACCCUGAUUUGGGAUCUCAUUCCAUUCACUCCAUACCUGUAGAUAAUUCAGAAUCUGUUCCAUAUAAAAAUAAUAACACACUGCAUCGCCCACUUACCAGAGGAGAGACUAAAAUAAUGAAUUGCCCCUAUUUUCUCUGUUACUGUUCUUUGUGGAAAUCCAUUAGGCUAGAUUUGAUUUAAUCCAGGAUUUAAAAAAAACAGUUACUAGAAAAAUUCAACUCAAUAAGAUUUUUUUCCCACAAAAAAUCCCUUUAUCUUUUUGUAUUCCUAACCUAAUAGUAGUCACA
Messenger RNA from Trichosurus vulpecula (common brushtail), 2972 nucleotides. RefSeq names its product tigger transposable element derived 6 (gene TIGD6). The transcript has 2 exons. Lineage: Eukaryota; Metazoa; Chordata; Mammalia; Diprotodontia; Phalangeridae. Gene Ontology annotation, molecular function: DNA binding. Gene Ontology annotation, cellular component: nucleus. The coding region runs from base 252 to 1829 and encodes 525 amino acids. The record is from RefSeq and is a predicted model, not a curated record.